CGCGAUUAGCCGCACAGUUUGGCGUUCGUUUGCCUGUUGGAACGUAGCAGACGCGCGCAAGGUCAGAAAACAGUAUUAUAAUGAUAUCUACUUUAAUAACAGCUUCAGUUAAAAAGGUGGGUCAUGAGUGACUAAUCCAGCGUACACAUCCAGCAUGUUGACCGCAGGCAAAGCAUGCGCCUUUCUGGCGGCGAAGCGGCUCCUGGCCGUGUCCAGCUCCGCACCUGCAGGCCUAGAUCAGCCUUGCUGCUCAAGACUCUUUCACACAUCCAGAUCACACAAACGUGACGUAGAGCUUCACGAGGCUUGGGCCGCUCUGGCCAAGAAACAGCUUAAAGGGAAAAACCCUGAAGAUUUGAUCUGGCACAGUCCAGAGGGCAUCGCCAUCAAACCCGUGUACACUCAGGUCGAUACGGCGGAGGUUAAAGAUGAGCUGCCUGGCGUGUUCCCCUACUCUAGAGGGCCCUACCCUACCAUGUACACGUAUAGACCCUGGACCAUAAGACAGUACGCUGGCUUCAGCACAGUUGAGGAGAGCAACAGAUUUUACAGGGACAAUAUCAAAGCGGGUCAGCAAGGCCUGUCUGUGGCCUUUGACCUCCCCACACACAGAGGCUAUGAUUCGGACAAUCCCAGAGUCCAUGGCGAUGUGGGCAUGGCCGGAGUGGCCAUCGACACGGUGGAGGACAUGAAAAUGCUGUUUGACGGAAUUCCUCUGGAGAAGAUGUCUGUGUCCAUGACCAUGAACGGUGCAGUGAUUCCCAUCCUGGCCAUGUUCAUCGUGACAGGGGAGGAGCAGGGCGUGGACAAGGCCAAACUCACCGGCACCAUCCAGAACGACAUCCUUAAAGAGUUCAUGGUCCGAAAUACGUACAUCUUUCCUCCUGAGCCCUCCAUGCACGCCAUCGCUGAUAUAUUCGCCUACACUUCAAAGAACAUGCCCAAGUUUAACUCCAUCUCAAUCAGUGGCUAUCAUAUACAAGAGGCCGGGGCCGAUGCCGUCCUGGAGCUGGCCUACACUAUUGCUAAUGGACUGGAGUACUGCAGAACUGGUCUAAAGGCAGGCCUCACCAUUGAUGAAUUUGCACCCAGGCUGUCUUUCUUUUGGGGUAUUGGUAUGAACUUUUAUAUGGAGAUAGCCAAGAUGAGAGCUGCACGGCGUCUUUGGUCUACGUUAAUUAAAGAAAAGUUCCAGCCCAAGAACUCCAAAUCUCUACUUUUAAGGACUCACUGUCAGACAUCAGGAUGGUCUCUGACCGAGCAGGACCCCUAUAACAAUGUGAUCCGUACAGUGAUCGAGGCCAUGGCUGCAGUAUUUGGAGGUACACAGUCACUUCAUACCAAUUCUUUUGAUGAAGCACUGGGAUUGCCCACGGUGAAGAGUGCACGUAUCGCCCGCAACACCCAGAUCAUCAUCCAGGAGGAGUCCGGCAUCCCGAAAGUAGCUGACCCCUGGGGUGGCUCCUACAUGAUGGAGGCACUUACAAAUGAUGUAUAUGACGCAGCCCUUAAGCUCAUCAAUGAGAUCGAGGAGAUGGGAGGAAUGGCUCGAGCCGUGGCUGAAGGAAUCCCGAAACUACGAAUUGAGGAGUGUGCAGCGCGCAGACAAGCUCGUAUCGAUUCAGGUUCUGAGGUCAUUGUGGGGGUCAACAAGUAUCGUCUUGACAAAGAAGAAACUGUGGAAGUGUUGGCCAUUGAUAACACUACAGUGCGACAAAAGCAGAUAGAGAAGCUCCAGAAGGUGAGGGAGAACAGAGAUGGCGAGGUGGCGGAAAGGUGCCUGGCUGCUAUAACGCAAUGUGCUCAAACCAGGGAUGGAAAUCUGCUGGGGCUCGCUGUGGAGGCUGCCAGGGCAAGGUGUUCUGUGGGUGAGAUCACAGAUGCAAUGAAGCUUGUUUUCGGGGAGCACAAGGCCAGUACACGCAUGGUGAGCGGAGCAUACCGCAGCGAGUUCGGUGAGCAGGAAGAGAUCACCCACUCAUAUAAUCGGGUUGUGCAAUUUAAGAAGCAUGAAGGCAGAAAUCCGCGUUUGCUGGUUGCCAAAAUGGGACAGGACGGACAUGACAGAGGAGCCAAGGUCAUUGCCACGGGAUUCGCUGACCUAGGUUUUGAUGUGGAUAUUGGACCACUUUUUCAGACCCCGCGAGAGGUGGCUCAGCAGGCUGUCGAUGCAGAUGUGCAUUGCGUCGGUGUUAGCACCCUGGCAGCCGGACACAAGACCCUCGUUCCUGAACUCAUUAAGGAACUGCGUAAUCUAAACCGUCCAGAUAUCCUGGUGAUUUGCGGUGGAGUCAUCCCCCCACAGGACUACGAGUUUUUGUAUGAAAGUGGCGUCUCCUGUAUUUUUGGUCCCGGGACCAGAAUCCCGCAAGCUGCAUUGGAGGUCAUCGAUAACAUAGAGAAGAGUCUGGAAAAGAAUCGUCAAGCUAUGUAACUGGAACUGAACAGUACUCUGUACACUACUUACAUGUAUGAUGGGGUAUGAUUUCAUCCAUGUUGUAGAAAUCUCAAGGAAUGUGAUUAUUAAGCAUUAAUGUGUCACUGGUUUAUAUUCCACCACUGCUUUACUCUAGAGAUUACAGUAAAAAAUAUCUGUCUGCUGGGAUAGUGUGAUUGUGUAAAAACACCUAAACACAUAUUCUUCUGAAUAAUCACUAAGAAGUGGUCAUGAAAGCUAUCAUUGCUUAAUUUGUGCUAUUUUAUGGUAUUUCAUUGAUGGAUGUUACUGUUUUGAUCACACAAUAUAUUUGAUUGAUUAACAAACUCUUUAUUUCUUGCUCAGAAGCAUCAUUUAUGACUUUUGUAAUGUCUACUAGAUUAAGUGAGCACAUUUUAUUGGCCCUUUAUCAUUAUCAAUGGUAAAUGGCCAUAUACAAACAGAAUAUUAAAUAUAUACAUGGCCAUUAUACAUGUAACAACUGUAUGUAUAUGAUUGAGGCUAAGUGUAUUAAAUAAUUCUUUAUAAAAAUGUAGAUGCAUGGUAUUAUUUUGCUCAUUAUGCUCAGUGAUUUACGUUUUUCAUCAGUGCCCUAUAGAGGUUGAGCUUUAAGUCCUGUCCUGCCUUCAUCUACAGUUUAAAAGAAUAUGUAUCUAUAGUACAUGAUUUUUGUUUUAAAAUUUAAAUCGAUGACUAAAAGUGCUUCUGUUUGGAGUUCUUUUUAAUUUUUUGCCUAAUGUUUUUAUUACAACUGAUCAUAAUUAGCAACAAAAUGAAUGAAAAGUAGAAUCUUAAAAAUUUGAUGAACGAAAGUUAAACAGCAGCGCCUUCUGAACACCGGGCUUUUAGGUGCAGGGCUUUAGACAUUUAGCGUUAACAGCACCAAAAACAGAAAACAAGCUUCUACGCUCUUUUUAAAAAAAAGAUAUUUGGUUUUAUCAUGAAAUGAAUGAACAGAUGAUAUGUGGAUUUUUCCAGCAUCAUUUUGUGAAUUUUAUUAUUAUUAUGUUUAACACAUUUCAUGAUGGCUUCCUCUCACACUCUCUCAGUGCUCUGGGACCGGUAAUGGUUAUUGAUCAAUAAAUGCAGUGAGUAGAAUUAAAACGCAUCACAUACAAAAAUACUUAAGUAAAAUACAGAUUUAGGAUAAAAAUACUUAUUUAUUUUACAAAUACUAGUACAGUAUUUGGGCUGAUGCCUAACACAUGCUUCUUUCAGUCAUGUGUAACUAGCCGACUACAUCUUUUUAAACUGCUGCAUAAAACACAUUCAGGAAACAGCAGGUUGAUUGAAGGAUUGAUUAGAGGAUUGACUGGAGGAUUGAGGAUUGAAUGAUUGAUGGACUAAAAUUAUGCCUGAGCAUAAUUUUGGUCAUUUACUUCCAGACGGGUGGCUGUGAAAGCACAUAGCGUUCAAGCUCACUAUCUCUGGGGGAUAGUGUUGGGCUUUUAUGUUGUUACUUGGGGUCCUUAUUUCAGAUUUUAGGAGAAGUAAUGUUUCAGUAAAUACCCUUUUCAGUAUACAGGUAUACAUCUGCCUGCUGCCAGGGUGCUUUCUUGGUACUUGAUGUAAAGCAUUCUUGUGCUGUUUCACUGUAUGCCCUAGAUAUGAAUCUUUUCACAAUUGACUUUCAGGCCUAGAGCCAGCACAUGUGAGAUCAGGAGUUUUUUAUAGGUGAUUUCUUGAUGUCAGCAGCAAGUCAUUGAGGGUGCAAACUGACCUCACUGUUACAGGAGCAAUGUACCACAUUUUGCAUACAUGUUUGGUGCAAAGGUGGUGGUUGCUCCAGAGCAAAGGAUCUCAGGACAACAGAGUGCCAGGUCUAUUGAUGCAUCAUGCACACAUAUUAACACAAUCAUUGUCUAAGGAUGACUCAAAAAUGACCCUCAAUCUGGCUGUAGAUUUAGUUUUAAUAAAUUUUUAUUAAUAAAUGUUUUUUUGAAUAACAUUUCUUUCUUUUCAAAUCACUUUGUCGAUCAGUUGACAAGCUUUCAUAUUCCCUCAUUAAAAAAGUUUUAGCUAGGGCUGCAAGUCACGAAUGCACCACUGUCCUCACUUCUUCAUCAGAAGUGAAUCUUCGUCAUCAUACGGAAUGCUUUCAGGGAAGCAAAUAAAACCCAUAUAAACCACUGGACCAAACUUUGUCCUUUUUUCGAUUGUGAGGUAGGAACUACCCACUGCACCUCCAUGAUGAUCAAUAAUGUACAAAGUAAAAUGACCAGUGACACUAUAUAAGCUUUUAGGCCACCUCAAAUGACAUGGCUCUUACCUCUAAUCUCUCAGUCAAUAAAAUUGAUACCCUUCAUUUGGAUUUAUUGCUGUAUUGAUCCAUCUGUCACUAAAUUAAACAUCUGUAGAAUCACUGUGAACAUAAAUCCUAAAUAGUAAUUAUUGUGCUAAGCAUGUUUGUGGUAGAAGUGACCCCAUAAGGACCCUUGGGUAAUAUGGCCGCUGGUCACUCAGAUUAUUAAUUUACCUUCACCUUUCGUCCAGGCAGAUAUGAAAUAAAAACUGAUUAUGUGGACAUUUUUGAGCAGCCUGUUGAUCGGGUAUAAAGAACAGGGUAUUACAGUGACUAGUCCAUGGACUGCACCUAUAUUUAGUUGCAUCAUAAGCAUUAAUAUUAGUAAUGUC
Molecule: messenger RNA, 5071 nt
Organism: Clarias gariepinus (North African catfish)
Lineage: Eukaryota; Metazoa; Chordata; Actinopteri; Siluriformes; Clariidae
Gene: mmut
Product: methylmalonyl CoA mutase
Exons: 13
Coding region: 155-2434 (759 amino acids)
Cellular component (GO): mitochondrion
Molecular function (GO): metal ion binding; cobalamin binding; methylmalonyl-CoA mutase activity
Source: RefSeq, a predicted model, not a curated record